Ramularia collo-cygni is the source of this 2157-nucleotide messenger RNA. RefSeq lists its product as uncharacterized. NCBI's taxonomy places the organism in Eukaryota, Fungi, Ascomycota, Dothideomycetes, Mycosphaerellales, Mycosphaerellaceae. The coding region runs from base 1 to 2157 and encodes 718 amino acids. The transcript is spliced from 2 exons. The record is from RefSeq and is a predicted model, not a curated record.
AUGGGUGACCUCGCGACACAACAAAUAGAAAAUGAGCUUCAGAAUGCCACCGGCCAGGCCGGCGCGCGAGCUGGGCCUAGCAAACCACGAGUCUCCUCUGGGAAGUUGGUCAUGCCAUCAAGACCUCAAACGCGCCCUGUUAUGCCCGCUGUAAGAGCGAAGAAGACUGGUGAAGGCAAAACUCUCAGACGCAUCGGACGUGGUCCUUCUCGCGACAGAUUCGAUCAGCUAAGCUCUCCAGAGAAAGGGAGCCGCAAACCAAAGAUCAAAGCUAUUCCGAAUGGGACCAUUUCACCCAGACGUGAUGACGCUCGCACUGUGGUCAGUCAGCCUUUGCCUACGGAACGGCCAGAAGUUGCGGAUUCAGCGCCAGCGUUGACGGCACUGAAUGCGCAGAAGUCGCCGCAUCGUUCUCCGGGAAAACGCACUGGUGGGCCAGCUCAUACAGAGGAGGAGCCACCUGAGGAAGCCCGCCGUGCGCAGUGUUCUCCUGUAGCAGACAAAUCUUCACAGGCACUUGCUAAUGCUGUCGAGAGUAAUAUGGGCGCUGGACCUGGCAGCAAUGAGCUUGAAUCUCAGGCCGACCGCCAAUCUGCCAAAGAUCUCGAAGCUGCUAGCGAAAAAACUGCUGCAACUAGACGCAAGACCAGGAACACUCGAAGCUCCAAGCCCGUUGCAUCAUCAGCCAGGGAGCCAGCCUCGGGUGGUGUCGAUCGCACUUCUCCCCAGGUUGUGAUUACUUAUGCGGAGAGAACCCAGGCUUCAAAGAGAGCAAUCGAGAGACCUGUGAAUCGCAAGCGUCCCGUAGAUCCUCAGCAAAGUAUUGCAGGCGAUGAAAUCGACCUCGCGGGUCCCAAUAAUGACGAGAUUCACCAAACAUUUGAGCAGCCUAGGAAACGGAGAGCCGUCACACCUGAAGCGACAGUCCAAUCUGUAGAGACUAUGGAGCGCAUUGACCUGGGGCAAUAUCAUGAGUUGUAUGGCCAGCAGUCUUUGUUGCGUCAAGCAUACAAGACCCUCGGCGACAUCGGAUGGUCUCACCGUGAGGGCAUAAAGUAUAGCAAGUCUGUUGUGGACCUUGAUGAUGCCCAGGUGAUAUCGUUGAAGAACCUCUGUCGGGAAGCAAAGUCCAAGAUGUCUGAAUUGRAAGCAGUUCCAGAUGAUCUAGAGAUGGCGUCAGAUGCGCCGGAAGAACUGGCCAGGAUUUGCGAGGAAGUCCGCGCUUUGGAGACAACACAGGCAUACUUUGUGAACGAAGACAAGGUCAACAACAUCUACUUCCAUCUGUUUGCRAAUCUGACAAAGCUCGUACGACAUGCGGUUGACUGUUACGGAGAGAUGGACAAGGAGGAUGGUGAGCUAACACCGCAACGGUCCAUCACCAUCCAUCACUUGGGCGUCGUUGCCUCGCUUCUACGCGCGAUCACUUCACUGUACGACACGGUGUGCAAGAAAUACUGCAGUCCCACAGAAGGGCUGAAUGUCAAGCAGCCCGUCAAAGAGAUCGUAGCGGCACUGAGACCAGUGCAGGACAGAUUCAUCCGCGAAAUACGCCGACAUCAAGAACGAGAACAAGAAAAACUGGAGCAUGCAGCCCGUGCUGAAGCGGACAGAACGAUCGAAGAACGACUUGAAAGAGAAGACGCCCUCGCCAAACAACGCGCCGAAAUCCGAGAGCAAUGGAUGAGACUCCAUGAUGAACGAUGGCACGUUGAACCCAGCCUCCGACCCAGGUGGAAAAUUGCCCACCUCCGCGUACCUGAUCUCGAACCAGACACAGACGGCAACGGCGAACCCUUUGAGCGAUUGGAAGUCUUCGCCCCACGAUUCGGACCUUCACUCGCUUCCACGGAGAAAGCUCGACAGAUCGACUGGACUGCCAUUGAAAUCGAUGCUUUGCGAACGGGACUCGAGGAAUUCGCAGGCGAUCGCUUGUGGGUGAAGAUUUUCAGGAGAUAUUGCAGACGAGAUGGACCUUUGAAUCGAUUCAAUGUGACGGAGAUUGUGUCGAUUGCUGCGGAUAUGGUGCAGUAUGAAGAGGAUAAGCAACGGCGAUACRGUGAAGUUGAGGAAUGGGUGCGAAUUGCGAAGCGGUAUAUGUGGACGAAGCCGAAGCUUCAGGGGUCCGGACAGGAGAAUUAUGUUGAUGAUGAUUAG